This is a messenger RNA of Synchiropus splendidus (mandarinfish), 745 nucleotides long. It is a transcript of the gene snrnp27, whose product is annotated as small nuclear ribonucleoprotein 27 (U4/U6.U5). The coding region runs from base 143 to 640 and encodes 165 amino acids. Gene Ontology annotation, biological process: RNA splicing. Lineage: Eukaryota; Metazoa; Chordata; Actinopteri; Syngnathiformes; Callionymidae. Gene Ontology annotation, cellular component: precatalytic spliceosome. The transcript has 6 exons. The record is from RefSeq and is a predicted model, not a curated record.
AAGCGGAAGUCUCCAGCUCCUUCCGCCGUCACCACAACAAGCCAGUCCAUGCUAGUAGCAUCCGCCUGCUCUUUCUCGGACAAUAUAGCUUCCAAUCCAACUAAAAGACAGUGAGACUCGCGCAUAAUAGUAGUACUUCAAAAUGGGCAGAAGCAGGAGUCGAACUCCUCCAAGGCGUGAGCGAAGACGUUCCCGCUCCACUUCAAGGGAGCGAGACCGAAGGAGAAGAGACAGAGACCGGGACAGAGACAGAGAUCGGGAUAGGGAUAGGGAUCGAGACAGAAGGAGAAGUCGCUCACGAUCUCCUCAUAGGAGGCGUUCAAGGACCCCUCCCCGGCGCCACCGCUCCUCCUCCCAUUCACCCGGGAGGCAGAAGGACAGACGUGAUGAUGACCGCAAGGAUGGGCGAGAUAAGUCGGCGAAGCCCAUUCAGAUAUCAGCUGAAGACAUGGAAGGUAAAACUGAAGAGGAAAUCGAGAUGAUGAAGCUGAUGGGAUUUGGAUCUUUUACCUCAACUAAGGGAAAGAAAAAAGAUGGCUCUGUAAAUGCACAUGCCAUCAAUGUGAGCAUGAAGAGGAAAUACAGGCAGUAUAUGAACCGGAAAGGGGGAUUUAACAGACCGCUGGACUUCAUCGCAUGAAGCAUUUUUCUACUUGUUGAUUUGUUGUUUCCUCAUCUUAUUUUAAUUGUGUAUAUGUGUGCGAUAUUAAAGCAGUGGCCCUUCUGUGUUUUCCAAAUACUCAUG